Hippopotamus amphibius kiboko is the source of this 1737-nucleotide messenger RNA. It is a transcript of the gene SPATA16, whose product is annotated as spermatogenesis associated 16. The transcript has 11 exons. The record is from RefSeq and is a predicted model, not a curated record. Gene Ontology annotation, molecular function: protein binding. Lineage: Eukaryota; Metazoa; Chordata; Mammalia; Artiodactyla; Hippopotamidae. Gene Ontology annotation, cellular component: Golgi apparatus. Gene Ontology annotation, biological process: spermatogenesis. Bases 1 to 1737 code for a protein of 578 amino acids.
AUGAUGUGUUUCAGGGGGAAAUCAGUGGAUUCAGGAAGCAGUAGGAGUUUGGAGAAUACGGUAAAUAGGGUCUAUCCUGCUCAACUUGUUCCAAAGAUAAACACAAGCAAGAACACGUCCACCUUAGCAAACCCAUCCAGCAUCCUGGAAAUGCCACAAGAGAUUAAGAAAAGCUGUGGGGAUAAACAGGCAGAAAUCACAGUUGAAAGAAGAAAAAUGGCAAAGAGCAUCAAAGAAAAACAAAGCAAUGAUUUAGAGAAAGCGGCCUUUAAACGGAAGGCAGAAGGUGAAGAAAAGCCAGCUGCAAAAAAAGAGGCAAAGGUAAUUGAACUUGACAGCCCGUUGAUCGCCAUGCCUCUGCCUCACAUCCCCUUAAAGAACAUCAUGGAUGUGGAAGGGAAGUUGGUCUACGUUGACGAAGAGGACGUGAGCUAUGAGUUUGUAGAGUCCUACAUGUGCACUGCGAAUCGACCAACGUGCCGAGCUGCUGAAAUAACAGACCCUUUGCGUGUACCUAAUUUCAGCUUUCUGCCUCAGAUCGACAAGUGGCUUCAGGUAGCCUUAAAGGAUGCCAGCUCUUGCUACAGACAAAAGAAAUACGCCGUGGCAGCAGGACAGUUCAGAACAGCAUUAGAGCUUUGCAGCAAAGGGGCAGCUCUGGGAAAACCAUUUGAAGCAUCUGCUGAAGAUAUAGCAAGUGUGGCAAGUUUCAUUGAGACAAAGCUUGUUACAUGCUAUCUACGGAUGAGGAAACCUGACCUUGCCCUGAAUCAUGCGCACAGGAGCAUUGUUUUGAACCCAGCCUAUUUCCGAAAUCAUCUCCGUCAGGCAACAGUGUUUAGAUGUCUGGAGAGAUAUUCAGAGGCUGCCCGGAGUGCCAUGGUUGCUGACUACAUGUUCUGGCUCUGUGGAGGAAGUGAACAGUGUAUAAGCAAGCUCAUCAAACUGUAUUGGCAGGCCAUGAUUGAAGAAGCCAUCACCAGAGCGGAAUCUUUCUCAGUUAUGUACACACCAUUUGCAACAAAAAUCAGAGCUGAUAAAAUAGAAAAAGUAAAAGAGGUUUUCACAAAAACUCAUCCUGCAUAUGUGGAAUAUAUCUACACAGACCUUCAAGGAUUCCACGUGUUGCCUCAGACAGUUGACUGGUCAUCUUUUCCUCCUCAACAAUAUCUCUUGACUCUUGGCUUCAAAAACAAAGAAGAUGGGAAGUUUUUGGAAAAAGUAUCAAGUAGGAAGUUACCAACAUUUACAGAACAUAAAAUUCCCUUCGGCCUGCUGACCAGAGAAGACACAGUGAGACACAUGGAGACAAUGGGGAAGCGAAUCUUGCCAAUAUUGGAUUUUAUUAGAAGCACCCAAUUGAAUGUGAGUUUUCGUGCAUGCUCAGGUGUGAUGGAGAAGUUGCAAUAUGCCAGCCUCCUCAGCCGGCUGCAGAGAGUAAAGGAGCAGUCCCAGGUGAUCAAUCAAGCAAUGGCCGAGCUAGCAACCAUCCCCUAUCUGCAGGACAUCAGUCAACAGGAGGCGGAAUUGCUGCAGUCACUAAUGGCAGAUGCUAUGGACACCCUUGAAGGAAGAAGAAACAAUAAAGAACGUGUGUGGAAUACAAUUCAAAAGGUUGGACGAAUUGAAGACUUUCUAUACCAAUUAGAGGAUAGUUUCUUAAAAACUAAAAAACUGAGAACUGCUCGAAGGCAAAAAACAAAAAUGAAGCGGCUUCAAACUGUGCAGCAAAGCUAG